Polychytrium aggregatum is the source of this 3017-nucleotide messenger RNA. Its product is annotated as P-loop containing nucleoside triphosphate hydrolase protein. The record is from RefSeq and is a predicted model, not a curated record. NCBI's taxonomy places the organism in Eukaryota, Fungi, Chytridiomycota, Chytridiomycetes, Polychytriales. Bases 83 to 2824 code for a protein of 913 amino acids. The transcript is spliced from 9 exons. Gene Ontology annotation, molecular function: RNA helicase activity; nucleic acid binding; ATP binding.
ACCAAGCAGCACCAAGCGCCAUCCAUCCGCGCAGAUCAGCGAACCAGCACCCCGCCCAUCAAGCUUCGGCACGCCGCUGACGAUGGCUUCCAAAAAGUUCUUCGCGGGCGGUGCCGUAUUCGACCCGCUUGCCAUCAGCACAAUUGAGGACGACGAGGACGUGCCCUUCUACGACGACGAUGAGCUGCCUGAUGCUGAUGAAGGCAAUGCUGUCGCCGAGACCGUUUCCAAGCCGACCGAGGCCGUCGAGACAGCAAGGCCCUCCGCUGAUGGCAGCGGCGACGACGAUGACAGCGAGGAGCGAGAGCUUUCCAAGGAGGAGCGCAAAGCUCUAAAGCGCAAAGCCCGACAGGAGAAACGGCAGCGCAAGCAGCAGGCACAGACCGAGACCAAGGAGGCCAAGGCGACAGGCAAAGUUCCGGCAAAGCCACAGAAGAAGGGCCAGGGCGAAAACGAGAUGCAGCUCAACCCGAACUUCCUGUUCCAGGCCGACGGUGGAUUCAGUAUUGUCGGCCCUGGCCAUCCAUGGGACUUUACUGCGGCCAAAGCAGCCCUCAAGCUCCAGCAGAAGACUGGUCCUGGAUACUCAAGUAUCGACGACAAGAUUGCCAAGGCCCAGCGCCUUGCCAAAGAACGCACAGUCAAGAAACCAAGGGUCUCUGCCGAUGCUGCCGAUGCCCCUGCAGAUUCAGGCGAAGAGCAACUCCAAGGCGAUCGUGAGGACGAUGACGAUAAGGGCAAAGUGGAGCUCGACGAUGAAGACGGAUUUGACAUUGAUGGCGAGUUCGAGGCGGGUUCCGACGAGGACGAUGAGGAGCCAGAUGCCCUCGAAGAUGAUCUCCAAGGCGAAGACGCGGCAGAGGACGCGGAUGAGGACGGCGAUGCUGCUCAGGAGGAGGAUGGCGAAGACGAUAUCGAUGAGGAUGUCGACGAAGACGAAGAUGAUGAAGAUGAAGAUGAGGAUCUCAUCCAGGAAAAGCGCAAGGCCGAGUUCUUUGCCCAGGAUGUGCCGGCUGCGGCAGAUGCCAGCGAGAUCGAAUCGUUCACCCACAUGAAGAUCUCGCGCCCGAUUCUCAAGGGCCUCUCGGCCAUGGGCUUCACCAAACCCACAGCCAUUCAGGCACGAACGAUUCCAGUCGCCAUGCAGGGCAGAGAUAUCUGCGGUGCAGCCGUGACGGGCUCCGGCAAGACUGCCGCCUUUACCAUCCCUGUUCUGGAGCGACUGCUCUUUCGCCCAAAGAAUAUCCCUACCACCCGCGUGCUGAUCCUGGUCCCCACCCGUGAGCUUGGCGUCCAAUGCCACUCGGUGUGCCAGAACAUCGGCAAGUUCACCGAUAUCCAGUUUUCGCUCUGCGUUGGUGGUCUCUCCACAAAGGUUCAAGAAGUGGAGUUGCGAAAGCGGCCCGACGUCGUCAUCGCCACCCCCGGUCGUCUGAUCGAUCAUAUCCGGAACUCACAGUCAUUCAACUUGGACUCGAUCGAGAUUCUGAUCAUCGACGAAGCCGAUCGCAUCCUCGAAGACGGAUUCAAAGACGAGCUGAAUGAAAUCAUUGAAAACACACCCAAGGGCCGGCAAACCAUCCUCUUCUCAGCCACCAUGACGGACAACGUUGACGAUCUCGUGAAGCUCUCCCUCAACAAGCCCCUCCGGCUCUUUGUUGACCACAACCAGUCGAUUGCCAAAAAGCUCGUCCAGGAGUUCAUCCGUGUCCGCUCGCACAAGGAAGACUCGCGCCCCGCUAUCUUGGUUGCGCUGUGCCGCCGCACAUACAAAUCCGAGGUCAUCAUUUUCUUCCGGAGCAAGGCUGCCGCGCAUCAUAUGAAGAUCGUCUUUGGACUGCUUGGACUGAAGGCAGCGGAACUCCAUGGCAACCUCACCCAGUUGCAGCGCCUGGAAGCCUUGGAGGCCUUCCGUGAUCACCAAGUGGAUUUUUUGCUCGCAACCGAUCUCGCCUCGAGAGGUCUCGACAUUGCCGGCAUCAAGACAGUCAUCAACUACGAUAUGCCCAAGAUCUAUGCCCAGUAUGUCCAUCGCGUCGGCCGAACAGCCCGUGGCGAGCAAGGCGGCCGGGCGGUAUCCCUUGUAGGCGAGGCCGAUCGCAAGGUGCUCAAGAUGGCCGUCAAGAACUCCCAGGAUCAAGUCAAGCACCGUGUCAUCCCGCCGUCCGUGGUUGCAAAGUUUGAGAAGAAAGUCCUCGCCCUCACGGACACCAUCAAAGACAUUUACCGUCAGGAGAAGGAAGAAAAGGAGCUGCGACAGGCUGACAUGGAGAUGGCCAAGGCCGAAAAUAUGAUCAAGUACGAAGACGAGAUCCGCAGCCGGCCUGCCAAGACAUGGUUCCAGACAGAGCAGGAGAGGACAAAUGCCCGAGCCAUGACUUUGGUAUCGAGCCCUGGAUGCGCUUCAGCGAAUAGCCAGACAUCCCAGUUUGAAUGUCGAGGGUCGGAUAAGCCACAGCGCGGCAAGUUCGACGGUCUCUCGCGCCACCAGAAGCGAACUCGGCUUGCGCGCGAGGAGGAUGCCAAGGAACUGGGUGCCCAAAAAGCGGCCGCUCGAUCAGCGAAACGAGGCCAGAGACAGCCACGCCUGCAUGCCAUCUCCGAGGGCUCUGCGAGUAAAGCUGGGCCGGCUGCUAAAAAGAAGAAAGCCGAUAUCUUUGGCGACGAAAUGAAGAAGGCAUCGGCUGGAAAGAAGUCUGGCAGCGGACGCAAGACCAGCAGCAGCGCGGCAUCGACCAAGAGCGAUGCUCGAGCCAAGCCCAGGCUCGGCAAAAUCAAGUCCAAAAACGCAUUCAAGAGCAAGUCCCGGUACAAGCGACGAUAGUCUCUCGGCCACUGGUCACUUUGCUCGAGAGAAGCUGCUCUCGGCUCAUAAUACUCAAUGGCAAUACAGAUCCACCUCCCGGCACAUUCCCGCCUGCACCAUCGAACCCUUGCCCCAUAGACUAUCCCAAGGCACUCUUUCACAGUAUCCAGGGCCGCACAAAGUGGAUUGUGCCCAAUCGCGAUGAAAAGCA